Hydra vulgaris (swiftwater hydra) is the source of this 1927-nucleotide messenger RNA. Its product is annotated as mitogen-activated protein kinase 14. Gene Ontology annotation, biological process: intracellular signal transduction; protein phosphorylation. Gene Ontology annotation, cellular component: cytoplasm; nucleus. Gene Ontology annotation, molecular function: MAP kinase activity; ATP binding. Lineage: Eukaryota; Metazoa; Cnidaria; Hydrozoa; Anthoathecata; Hydridae. The record is from RefSeq and is a predicted model, not a curated record.
UUUUCUCUUCCAGUAACUUCCAACUCUAAUAGUGGUUGUUUGCUGCUUUUUUAGCAUUAUAUUAAAAUUUAUAUCUGUAUGGUUAAAACAUUAUCAGUGAGAUUUUCUUGGAAAUGGCAAGACUUCCAACUGGAUUUUAUCGAGAAGAAUUAAACAGAACCAUAUGGGAGGUCCCGGAAAGAUAUCGGGAUUUAAAUGCAAUUGGAACAGGAGCCUAUGGUCAAGUUUGCUCCGCAAAAGAUACUAUGACUGGCAUGCAAGUAGCCAUCAAAAAGUUAUCUAGACCAUUCCAAUCAGUUUUGCAUGCAAAAAGAGCGUAUCGUGAAAUACGUUUACUAAAACAUAUGUGUCAUGAAAAUGUAAUAAGUCUCCUUGAUACAUUUACCCCACAACAGACUUUAGAAGAGUUUCAAGAUGUGUAUUUAGUAACAUGUUUGAUGGGUGCAGAUUUGAAUAAUAUCACAAAAGUUCAGACCCUAACUGAUGAACAUGUACAGUUUCUUGUUUACCAACUUCUUAGAGGACUAAAGUACAUUCAUUCAGCUGGAAUCAUACACAGGGAUUUGAAACCAGGGAAUGUAGCUGUAAAUGAAAACUGUGAGCUUAAGAUACUAGAUUUUGGGCUAGCUAGAAUGUCUGAUGAUUCAAUGACUGGUUAUGUUGCAACCAGAUGGUAUCGUGCACCUGAGAUAAUGCUUAAUUGGAUGCAAUAUAACUCACAAGUUGACAUCUGGUCUGUCGGAUGUAUUAUGGCUGAAUUAAUAACUGGUAAAACUUUGUUUCCAGGAGAUGAUCACAUUGAUCAACUCACUAAGAUAAUGCAGUUAGUUGGUAAACCUACAGACGAUUUUUUAGCUAAAAUAUCAAGCGCUAAUGCUCGCUCAUACAUUAAUUCAAUGCCAAAUUACGUGCGGCAGGAUUUCGACAAAGUGUUUCCAACGGCGACAGCGCAAGCUAAAAAUAUUUUGCACCAUAUGCUUUUGCUUGAUCCAGAAAAACGAUUUUCUGCGGAACAGUGUUUACAGCACCCAUAUUUUAGCGUCUAUCACGACCCUGACGACGAACCAACUGCUCCUUUAUUUGAAGAGGGAGCUGAGCUUAAUGAAUGUAGCAUUGAUACCAUAAAAGCACUGAUGUUAAAUGAGAUAAAAAAUUUUGUAUACAAGCCUCCCCCGGAAGAGGUUAUGGAGUAAAUGUUCAUAUAUCAGGUUACGAUGUGUCAUCUUUGUCAAUAUAUCAGUAUAACGUAUCAAUAAUUUGACAGUGUUCUUAUUGCAUUAACCUGCAUAAGUAUGUGUGUGUUUUUCUGUGUAUAUAUAUGUGCAUAUAUGAAUAUAUAUAUAUAUAUAUAUAUAUAUAUAUAUAUAUAUAUAUAUAUAUAUAUAUAUAUAUAUAUAUAUAUAUAUAUAUAUAUAUAUAUAUAUAUAUAUAUAUAUAUAUAUAUAUAUAUAAAGAUAAAAAUAAUCAAAAUAAAUUUAAAUAAAAUCACACAGAACAACAAUAUUGGAUAAAGCCUUUAAGUUACUUUUAUUAACACCUUUCUCUACAAAAAAAAAAAAAAAAAAAAACUACAAAAUUAAUGUGCAUUUAUAUUUAUAGUUUUGCUUUAAUCGUUAAAAAUGUUUAAACGUAUAAAAUUUUAAUCUUUCAUUAACAUAAUUUUUUUAAUCAUGAAUUUUUUGGCCUUUUUUCAUUGGUAAAGCUAUGAUUUUUAUUAGUUUCUGUUUGGUCUGUGUUUUGUACUCAGUCAUAAAUUUUUAUUCCAUCUGUAUUUUGUAUUUAUAAAUUUUUAAAUAAUUUUGGGCUUUGGUCUGUUUUUUACUCUAGAAUACCAUAGAAUAGAAUACCAUAAAAUUUGCAACAAAUGCUGUUCUUUUAUUUUUAUAAGGAUUUUGGUUUUUAAAGAAAAAAUGGACUUCGUAACUUA